AUGAGAGUACUCAAGCGUCAGGGCCUUGUUCGACGAGGAGGACCACCGCCGUCCAAAAAAACCAGCCCAAUGGAGGUUCCACCUCAAAACCCAAAUCACCUCCUCCGUCUAUUGAAAGCUCUCACAAUCCCCGAAUGGCUUCUAGCCGCACACUUGCCUGUUGUGGAGAAGGGACAAGUCAUUGCUUUGUUGGAUAUCACAAAGUGUCUAUACGGUGCGAUUUCAAGAAUGGAGAAAGCUGCAGAGCAAGCAAGUGCUUUAGCAGCUGCUGUUCAAGGCAUUGAGAAGCAGUGGGGAGCUGGAUACUCUCUGCUCCUUACGCAAUGUUUAACGAUCAUCACUGAGAAUUCGAAAGUUGCUCUUGUGGCGCCAACAUCAGAUUCUGUCAAGGGACGUGUGCAUCGGUUUAGUUGUGGUGGUGAGAGUCUUGAGGAGCUGAUGGGUGUUGUGAUGCAGAGGAUUGGUGGUGGUGACGGUAACGAGAUGGAAGAAAGGCCGCAGAUUGUGUAUGAGGAUGAUGAAGGUGAUAAGGUUUUGAUUAUGUCGGAUAGCGAUUUGGUUGGUGCUGUUAGUCUUGCUAGGUCUACAGGACAGAAGGUGUUGAGGUUGCAUCUGGACUUCAGCGAGACGACGACUACGAGGAGCUUGAGCUUGGAAACGGGUCAGGUCAAGAAAGUGGAGUGUCUAAAGGGAGAAGGAGGAGGAUGGGUUUCGUGGCGUGGUGGUGUUGUGGUUACGGGAGCUGUUGUUCUAACGAGCAUAGCCGUAGUUGUUUACUUGAAACGCUCACAGAAUUGA
Messenger RNA from Microthlaspi erraticum, 798 nucleotides. The record is from the annotation of a GenBank genome assembly. NCBI's taxonomy places the organism in Eukaryota, Viridiplantae, Streptophyta, Magnoliopsida, Brassicales, Brassicaceae.